GUAUCGAUAAAAAAAACUAGCUGCACGUCGUCGUCGAUAGACCAACUUUUUAAACAAACAAUUUUUUACAGCGAAUUGACCCCUUUUUAGCUUAAUUUUUAAAUUAUACAUGCUUCGAAAAAGCUUCUAAAUUUCCUCCUACAAUUUCUGCUAGGACCGUCAAAAAACACCUAAAUCCAGAGUCCUGUUAAACGCCUUUAAUGUUAGUUGGGUUAACAUUGUUUAUCGCUGUUUAAGCAGAUGUCAGAUGUUUUUAAUUUUUUAAAUAGAGAAUUUGUGCUUAUUUAUAAAAGCUUUCUCCAAACGCAUCUGGCAAGAUGAAGGCAAAAGAGGCAAAUAACAAAAAGAAGCCGGAAAGGAAAAUAAAUGCUGCGAGCUAUCCGGCCAAAAGGAUUCCCAGCAAUGCCCUAAAACGCACUCUCGAGAUCGCAACCAAUCCCAUUGACAGUUUCUGGCUGAACAAGAACACAUCGUGCGUUCGACCUAUUAACUACGAGCUAUACUACGGCAAAAACCGCUCGCCCACCAAUGAGAAGCUGCGUCUGGCCAGGAAUUGCCUCAUGCAGCGUGACUACAAGAACCUGGCCAAGCUGCUGGCCUCCAACCUUGCCGGGGACACUGUUCUGCAGAGGGAUUCGUACGCUGUAUUCGCGGAAUAUGCAGAGAUACUCAAAAAGUUCACAAAACUGAAACCGAAAAAUAUUGACAAGGCUACUGAGACACCUCCUGAGGCAGCAGAACCCCUAAAUCUUAACCCAGACUCAUUAGAUAUUUUAAUUCAAUCCAUGUAAUACCACAAUUAAAAUAAGCUCUUGUAUUUUUGGUAAAAACACAACCAUAUAUAUGUGUAUAUUUAUUAAGCGUUAUGUUCUUCCUUUUAUUUUUGACUUAAAUAUAAUAUCAAUAAGUUUUAAGGUUUUGCUAAAUAAAUACUGAAACGUGUGUACAAAAUAUGUGUGUGUGUUUGAAAAGAAAAA
Messenger RNA from Drosophila kikkawai, 977 nucleotides. It is a transcript of the gene udd, whose product is annotated as under-developed. Lineage: Eukaryota; Metazoa; Arthropoda; Insecta; Diptera; Drosophilidae. The record is from RefSeq and is a predicted model, not a curated record.